Molecule: messenger RNA, 1034 nt
Organism: Cryptomeria japonica (Japanese cedar)
Lineage: Eukaryota; Viridiplantae; Streptophyta; Pinopsida; Cupressales; Cupressaceae
Exons: 4
Coding region: 247-660 (137 amino acids)
Molecular function (GO): nucleic acid binding
Source: RefSeq, a predicted model, not a curated record
GCGCAUCACCAAUCAUUCACCGACUGCGGAAAUAAUUAAAAUUUCCCCUUAAAUAGAAAAACUAAUUGUUUUAGCGUACAGGCAAUUUCCCGACAGCUGGAAUCGAUUCCUUGUAAUUUUCCUGGAAUCUCCCAAUCUUAAUACAUAUUUUGCAGGUGAAAGUCUUUUCUUCUGCGUCGACAAUCAUACUCUCCAUAAAAUCUAUACUUGUAACAUAUAAUGUUCUCUACUCGCAUCAGAUAAGGAAUGUCUAGCGAAGAAAAAAACCAUGUAGGCUUAGGGUUAGGUUGGGCUUCGCACUCAGCAGAGUCCCCUUCACAGACAGCGUCUGCAAUUGAGGGCUCCAACAUUGGAUUCCAGCUGCUGAAAAAAUGUGGGUGGAAGGAAGGAACUGGUCUGGGAGUUGCAGAGCAGGGCAGGUUGGAUCCUAUAGAAACACAUGUGAAACAUGAUAAGCGAGGCAUUGGCGCAGAAAAUAAGCCAAAGAAAACAGUUAAUUGUACACCAAAAGAAAAUUCUCAAUUGCAACCAAAAAGAAGUUCAAAGAAGGUGAAAGCUUUAUCCAAAAGGUUGAGAAAGUUGGAAGCUGAAGAGAAACGGCGGCAAGAACAGGCACUUGAGGUAGCAUUCUUCAGGGAGUUCUGGCCAGAUAAUGUAUGAAAUAAUUCUUAUAAUAUGUUCAUGAAAGGGCGAGCUUUUCAAUUCAUUUCCAUCCUAUAGUGCUAACAGUCAUAUCCUCUUUUGCUUUCCUUUCAUGUACUGGAGCAAAAUGCACCUGUGGCAGACCUCAUUUGAAGGGGCUAGUUCAUGAAAUUGUUUUCUUCUAUUUGUGGAUAUGUGAUUAUAUUCCUUGAGGAUCAAGGUUUUGUGUAGACUGGCAUGGCAUGUGAAAAGCAGCUAAGCGAUGCUUUCACAACUUUUUUUUCAACAAGAUGUGUGAUUUUAAUUCUAACAGUCAGUUCAUUCGGGUACCUCUAAAAUUUCUUGACCAUUUUUUUUUGACAAAAUCAUGAUUGCUAUAUAUUUUAUUGUGA